Messenger RNA from Pyrenophora tritici-repentis Pt-1C-BFP, 4512 nucleotides. The record is from RefSeq and is a predicted model, not a curated record. NCBI's taxonomy places the organism in Eukaryota, Fungi, Ascomycota, Dothideomycetes, Pleosporales, Pleosporaceae.
AUGUCGACCACACCCGUUUCAAAUGUCACGCUGGAUCACGAAAAAACGGCAACCCAGGCCGAUGAUGAACGAGCAUACAUGUCCCAGGUGGGCUGGAAGGCGUUAUUUGGCUUUACAACAAAACAGCAUGUACCUGUAAUACUCGGCGGCAUUGCGGCUGCGUCUCUCGCUGCCCUCUCAAUGCCCAUAUUUGCCAUCAUCUACGGUCUCAUCUUUCGCGAAUACACAAACUACGGCGCUGGCAACUCUGACAGUGAAAAGCUCAUGAGUAGUGUUACCCGGUUUUGCAUAAUACUUGCUGGAAUCACAACCGUAACUUGGCUCGCAAACAGUUUCUACUUUUUCUUCUUUCUUACAUUUGGCGAGCUCCAAGCGAGAAGUGCUCGCAAUAUAAUCUUCGAUGCUCUAAUGAGAAAGGACAUGACAUGGUUUGACAUGAGAGAAGCGGGCAUCGCUGCAUUUCUUCCCACAGUUCAGAUGCACAUUCGCGAUUUGCAGUUAUCUGUAUCAUCGCCUUUCGGUGAGGCUUUUCAGGCCCUUGUUCAAGGAUUUGCGGCACUCGGCGUAGCCUUCUACUACUCCUGGGACCUGACACUCGUCAUCUUGUGCACUAUCCCUCUACUAUAUUUGGUCCAAUCAUUGGUUUCGAAUCGACUUUCUGUGCGAGCACGCGAACAUGGCGAAAAGCUUGAAUCUGCUUUGAAGUACAUAACGACUGCAUUAUCAAGCAUUGAGACAGUCAAGUGCUUCAAUGGGGAGCGACACGAGCUUCAAGUUUUUACGAUGAUAGUCUCUGUCGCGGCAGGGCUGUACCGACGCGUCGCCAACCUCCGUUCCAUACAAAUCGGCAUCAUGCAGUUCUUCACCGUCAGCGUGUUCGUUCAGGGUUUCUGGUAUGGCAGCCACAUAAUUGAUACUGGGGCCAGUGAUGCGGGCAAGGUUCUUACAACUUUUUGGGCAGCACUCAUGGCGAUGGCUGGCGUCACAUCACUCAUGCCCCAGCUAAUCGUACUACAAAAGGGCAAGACGGCAGGCGGAAAACUAAUGAUGCUGAUGAACCAAAUAUCGACAAGCGACUGCCAGCUCGAGUCACAAGGCCAUAGAAAGCCUCCGCGACGUCCGGGCGACAUUGAAUUCAAACACGUAACCUUCUCAUACCCUUCUCGAGCCGACGAAGUCGCAAUACGCGACGCCUCACUUUUUAUCCCAGCAGGAGAGACUACCUUUGUCAUUGGAAAGAGCGGUUCGGGAAAGAGUACACUGGGUCAGCUUCUUGUUCGCUUCUAUCAGCCGUCUUCAGGUCAGAUACUUUUGGACGGUGUUCCACUUGAGGAUUUGGACGUUCAGUGGCUUCGAAAAAAUGUUACGCUCGUGGAGCAACACAGUAUACUAUUCAACGACACCAUCCGACGGAAUCUCGCACUGGGAAAGCUUGAGGACACAAUUGACAUGGACGACACAAGCAGUGCCGUAAAGUUUGCCAUGUUGGAGUCAGUUGUGGAAGGGCUACCAGAUGGCCUGGAUACAGAUCUUGGUAUGGAAGGUAGCUCGUUGAGCGGUGGUCAGAAGCAAAGGAUGGCUUUGGCUAGGGCAAAGAUACGCAACUCGCCCGUAUUGAUUCUAGACGAGUCGACCAGUGCGCUUGACUAUGUCACAAGAGCGGAAAUACUGGAAGCCAUACGAAAGUGGCGAAAGGGAAAAACAACAAUCAUCAUCACCCACGACAUCUCCCAGAUCCAACCCACAGACUUCUUAUACUUGAUGGAAAACGCCCGGGUGGUGCAAGAGGGAUACCGAAAAGAGCUGGAAUCUCAAGAUGGGGCUUUUCAAGUCUUUCUCGACUCGCACGAGGAGCCUGACGAGGACGGCGAGAAUGAUUCCGACGACUCAUAUGAUAGAGACGAUGCUGAUGAGAUUAUAUCGCUCUAUGAUGAGCCAUGGACUGUUCAAAGACCUGCGAUGCACCGUCCGAUGUCUGCCAUUCUCUUCGGACAGUCGGUUCUAGAACCCAUUAUUGGAAAUCGUUUGUCUUAUGCAAGGAAUGCGCCGACAAAUUUAGGCAUCGAUCUUGGAAUAUUGAUGCAUCAAGGUGAAGAAGAAAGGGGUCGACAGUCGGUGCGUAAUUCCUUUGUAGUGGAUCAAGAUGCCCUCAAGGCACCGCCUGGUACUCCGGGAUUGAAACAGCCUCCUGGCAUUCCCACGUCUGCUCCAAGUACCUUUCCAUCAAAAGAAUAUGGCUCAAGACCGAGCUCUCGCGCCUCGUCGCGUCUUUCAAACUCAUACCCACAGCAGCGUCUGUCUUACUCAAAGGAAGAGUAUGGCUCACGACCAGUUUCUAUGCUGUCCAGUCGACCAGCCCCUCGCUACGGAGAACGUCCUCGAUCUCUUGCGAUCCGGGGCUCUUCAUGCGUCCGUUCAGAUGUUCCAAAAAAGCGCUCUGGCAAAGAAAAUCUCUUGUCAAAAGCAAGCCUUCUACAUCGUAGCCGUGCCAAGAAGGACGGCAAUCCUACAGAAUCUCUUCCCAUGAAAGAUAUAUUAAUGUCUGUGUGGCCUGCCAUAGAUUGGAGAUCGCGCCUUCUUCUCAUCGGAGCGUUUUCCUGCGCGAUCGUUCACUCUGCAGCUACACCUUUGUUCGCCUGGGUAUUCGCAAAACUCCUUAACACCUUCUAUGGAUCAAGCACGAGGAACGAAGAAUCCCGUAACUAUGCACUGGCGAUUUUGGGCAUCGCUGCCGUCGAUGGAAUUGCAAGUUACCUCAUGUUCUUCCUCUCCGACACGGUGGCACAGGCAUGGGCUCUGUCACUCAAGACGGAAGCCAUGCGUCGCAUCCUCGUCCAACCACGCGAAUUCUUCGACAAAGAGGAAAACAGCAUGUCAAGACUGGCGGAGACAUUGGAUCACUUUGCUGAGGAAGCACGCAAUCUACCUGGGCGUUUUGCGUGUGUGUUCGUGGUGAUCAUUGUAAUGAUACUGGUCUCAGCCACAUGGAGCAUGGUGAUAUCCUGGAAGCUGGCGCUUGUAGCUUUGGCUACGGGCCCGAUACUCUUUGCCAUUACAAAAGGCUACAACAUGGUUAGCAGUCGGUGGGAGAGAUUAGCAAACGAAGCAGACGACAAGGUUGGUGAGGUCCUUCACGAAACCUUCAUCAAUAUCCGAACAGUCCGCUGUCUCGUAUUGGAAGACCACUUCCGAAAGAAGUACAACGACGCAACAACAGAAGCCGUCAAUGUCGGCAUCAAACGAGCCUUGUACUCUGGUUCCAUCUUCGGCCUCACCUUCACCGGCUCAAUCUUCGUCGCCAUACUCCUCUUCUGGUACGGCGGCCUGCUCAUCGCCCGCAACGAAUACACCGUCGACUCCGUCAUGCAAUGUUUCCUCGUCCUCAUGCUCAGCGUAAACCACGUCAGCUACAUGGCGCACUACUUCACCCAAAUCAACAUCUCCCGCGAAGCCGGAACCCGACUGCUCCGCCUAGCCAGACUCCCCACCGACUCCCACGAACUCCACGGAGCAGUUCAAAUCCAAUCUGCGGGCGAUAUAACCCUCAACAACGUAAACUUUUCAUACCCUACACGUCCAGACGUACAGGUCCUCCACGACGUCUCCUUUUCCAUCCCCCAUGGUAGUUGCACCGCUAUCGUCGGAUCAUCUGGAUCAGGAAAAUCAACAAUCGCUUCCUUACUCCUCAAACUAUACCAGACGAGCCCUUCACCCAUCGAUAACGGCAACGGCAUGUUCAUCUCCUCCCGCGACAUCAAAACCCUACACACCACAACACUCCGCUCACACAUAGCAAUCGUCUCCCAAACACCCGUCCUCUUCCCUUGCACAAUCGCCCAAAACAUCGCCUACGGGCUCUCUCCCUCGCUCUUCGAGGCAAGCAUGGAAUGCAUCCGCGCCGCGGCGGAAGCAGCAGGCGUAGCGGAUUUCAUCGACAGUUUACCACAGGGUUACAAUACGCUUGUUGGCGAGGGUGGAACGGGGCUGUCUGGCGGUCAGUCACAGCGUCUUUCUAUUGCGAGGGCGUUGGUAAGGGAGCCAGAUGUGCUGGUGCUGGAUGAGGCGACUAGUGCGCUUGAUAGGGUGAGUGCGGGCGUGGUGAGGGAUACGGUUCGUAGACUUGUUGCUCCUUCUUCUUCGUCUUCUGAUAGGGCUGCUACGCCGCGCUCACCACCGUUGUCCCCCAGGUCAAGGGCCGGUGGCGUGUGGGAUGAGUUCCGUCAUGGUACUCCUCCUACAGCUGCUAUACACGAUGUCGACGGUAACGAUAAAGACUGGGAUGUCAAGGUUGUGAGAGAACAACAGAGACAGCAGCAGCAACGGCAAGGGAAACAGCCGCGCAAACAGAUGACGGUGGUUAUCAUCACGCAUGCGAGAGAGAUGAUGGCGAUUGCGGAACAUGUUGUUAUGCUGGAUAAAGGGAGGGUGGUUGAGGAAGGGGGGUUUGCAGAGCUGAAGAGGAGGAAGGGUGGGGCGUUUGGGCGGUUGUUGAGGGGGGAGAGGGAGUUGUGA